AUGAAACCCUCUUUCGUCUCAUUCCUGGCCACGGCGGUGGGCUCAUGGGCGCUCAGCAUCCCCCACGAAGUAGCUGCCCUCGUCGCUCCUCGCCAGUCUACCAACUGCGAGAACGGGCCCAACUCCCGCCAAUGCUGGGGCGACUACAGCAUCGACACCAACUAUUACGACGUCGUCCCCGAAACAAAUAUAACCAGAGAAUUCUGGUUAAAUGUUGAGCAAGGCCCCUGCUCUCCAGAUGGCUACGACCGUACCUGCAUGACCUUCAAUGGCACCGUGCCUGGUCCCACCAUCAUCGCAGAUUGGGGCGACAACCUGGUCAUCCACGUUACCAACAAAAUGGCCAACAACGGCACCAGCAUCCAUUGGCAUGGCAUUCGCAUGCUCAACAACGUGCUCAAUGAUGGCGUCCCCGGCGUCACGCAGUGCCCGUUCCCGGAGGGAGAGACCAUGACAUACCGCUUCCGGGCCACACAGUACGGCUCGACCUGGUACCACAGCCACUUCAGUUUGCAGUACGCCGAGGGCCUGUUUGGUGGGCUGAUCCUGCGCGGGCCGGCCACGGGCAACUAUACUGAGGACAAAGGCGUGUUGUUCCUCCAGGACUGGGCGCACCAGGAGUCGUUCGCUGGUUGGUUAACCGCGCGACAGGGCGCUCCGCUGCAAGCGGAUAACGGGCUGAUCAAUGGAACCAACACGUACGACUGUAGCGGCAGCACGGAUCCCAAGUGUGCGGGUCAGGGGAAGAAGUUCGAAAUGGUGUUCAAGCAAGGAGAGAGGUAUCUCCUGCGGCUGAUCAACGUGGCCGUCGACGGGGUGUUCCAGUUCAGUAUUGAUGGACAUAGCCUGGAAGUCAUCGCACACGACCUUGUGCCGGUGGAGCGAUACACCACCGACAGCAUUCAGAUCGCCAUCGGGCAGCGGUACGAUGUGAUUGUCGAGGCGAAUGCGGAACCUGGUAACUAUUGGUUGCGGUCUGGGUGGAUUGAGUCAUGCCUUGCCAAUUCCAAUGCCGAUGGCAUCACAGGCAUAGUCCGGUACGACGCCAGCAGCACUGACGAGCCAACUAGCGAGAGCACGGUCACGGUGUCCAAGAGUUGUCUCGGGGAACCGGCGGCCAAUACGAUUCCGCACCUCAAGUUGAACGUCGAAAACAUUGGCGGGGGUGUCGUGUACGAAGAGCUGGGAUUCCAUCUGCCCAACUCAACCGCUCGUCUUGAGGCUACCGACUACUUCAAGUGGACCAUCAACACCAGCAGUUUGCUGCUCGACUGGUCCGACCCGACUAUGGCGCAGAUAUUUAACGGAGACAGCAUUUUCCCGACUGAUUACAAUGUCGUGAGCGUCCAGCCGUCUGGUUCCGAUCCAGAAUGGACGGUCUUGGUCAUCCAAGACACCAGCAAUUUUGGUAUCGCUCAUCCUAUCCAUCUACACGGCCACGACUUCUGGGUCCUCGCCCAAGGUACCGGGACUUUUGACGGCGACACCUCGGGUUUCAACGUGACUAACCCUUCUCGCCGCGACGUCUCGACGCUGCCCGGGAACGGUUAUCUCGCCAUCGCGUUCAAGAUGGAUAACCCGGGCGCGUGGCUCGUCCAUUGCCACAUUGCAUGGCACGCUAGCGAGGGGUUGUCAUUGGAGAUUGUCGAGAGCCAGAGCUCGAUUGAGGCCGGGGUCGAUCCGACUAGUCGCCAACAGUUUGACGAUGUUUGCGCAGCGUGGACUGGGUCCACCCCCGUCUGGCCGCAGGAUGACUCUGGGAUUUAA
Dichotomopilus funicola is the source of this 1767-nucleotide messenger RNA. RefSeq names its product laccase-2. The record is from RefSeq and is a predicted model, not a curated record. The transcript is spliced from 3 exons. Gene Ontology annotation, molecular function: copper ion binding; oxidoreductase activity. Lineage: Eukaryota; Fungi; Ascomycota; Sordariomycetes; Sordariales; Chaetomiaceae. The coding region runs from base 1 to 1767 and encodes 588 amino acids.